Molecule: messenger RNA, 3007 nt
Organism: Jaculus jaculus (lesser Egyptian jerboa)
Lineage: Eukaryota; Metazoa; Chordata; Mammalia; Rodentia; Dipodidae
Gene: Ifnlr1
Product: interferon lambda receptor 1
Exons: 7
Coding region: 15-1598 (527 amino acids)
Molecular function (GO): protein binding
Source: RefSeq, a predicted model, not a curated record
CCGCCCGGGCCGAGAUGAGCAGCGGGGCGGGCCGCUGGGCAUCCCUGCUCCUGUGCCUGCUGCAGGCCGCCCCAGGGAGGCCCCAGCUAGCCUCUCCCCGGAAUGUGACGCUAUUCUCCCAGAACUUCAGCGUGUACCUGACGUGGCUCCCCGGACUCGGCAGCCCCCCAGAUGUCACCUACUUUGUGGCCUAUCAAGGCUUUCCUAGCUCCCAACCGUGGCGCAAAGUGAAGAAAUGUGCAGGAACAAGGUCACUGGUGUGUCCCUUGAUGUGCCUGAAGAAACAAGACCUGUACAACAAGUUCAAGGGACGGGUGCAGGCGGCGUGGGGAGGCAUCAGGUCCCCACCGGUGGAGUCCAAGUACCUGAAUUAUCUCUUUGAAGUGGAGCCAGCCCCGCCUGCUCUUGUGCUCACCCGGACUGAGAAGAUCCUCAGGGUAAAUGCCACCUACCAGCUGCCCCCUUGCAUGCGCUUGAUGGAUCUGAAGUAUGAGGUGAAAUUCUGGAAGGAGGGCACUGGAAGCCAGACCCUCUUUCCUGCCACCCCCCAUGGACAGCCCGUGCAGAUCCCACUGCAGCCAGCCACCAGUGGGCGCCACUGCCUCAGCGCCAGAACAAUCUACACCCUCACCACCCCCAAGUACAGCCACUUUUCUGAGCCCAGCUGCAUCUUCCUGGGGGUCCCAGGGGCCAACUGGCCAGUCCUGGUGCUGCCCUCCUCGCUGCUCCCUGUGCUGUUAGCCGUUGCCACAGGGGGUGUGAUCUGGAAGUGCCUCAAGGAGAACCCCUGGUUUCAGCGGGUGAAAAUGCCUCGGGUCCUGGAUUUUUCUGGAUUCAGACAACCUGUGACAACCUUCCAACCCAGUGGACCACAGUAUCCAGACGCCCUGUUCCUCUGUCCCCAGAAAGAACCGACCAUCAGGGUCAGGCCACCCCCUCAAGUCAGGGAUCCAGCCACCCUCCAGGGAGGGUCAGAAAAGGACAGCACUGAGGAUGAGCUUGAGGACACGGAAGACAGCGACAGCCUCCAGCCCUACCUGGAGCCCCCUCCCUUUCUGAGGAAAGAACUCCAGGUUGCCCAGCACUCUGAGGCAGAUGAGUCUGGAGUGGACUCAGGGGGGGCCUCCUGGACACCUCUGGACAAGAGUGAAGGCUCCUCUGCCUGGGACGCUUCAGACAGGAGCUGGCCCAGUGCUGUAGUCUCCUUGCCCUGGGAUGAAGCUGAGUCCUCCAGCUAUUUGAUCAAGAAAAGACUGGACCAAAGACCCGACUGGGACAGACAGCAGGAGCCCCUCCCAUGCCUGGAUUUCUCCGAGAACUUGGGUGCCCUGGAGGAGCCUCUGAAGGAAGUUCCUUCCUGGUGGGCCAUGUGGGGUGCCUCAUGCCCACAGCAGGAUCUGGUCACUGAAGAACCUCUGGUUUCUCUUCAGACACUGACUUUCUGUUGGGACAGCAGCCCUAAGGAGGGAGAGGAGGAGGAAGAGGAGGGUGACUGGGAAUCAGAACCCGAGGACAGCAGUGGAGGCAGCUGGAAGGCUGCAGGCCUGCACAGGGCUGAGGCCAUGGGGGGGACGCUGGGGCAUUAUAUGGCCAGGUGAGCUGGCCCCAGUGUCUCAUGCCAUCUGGUGCUGCUCUUCCGAGGGAUCUGGUACACCCCUGAGUCACACCCAGAUUUGUCAUCUGGACUGAGCCGUAAGAUGCCACCCCCACUUGCAACAACCCACCUGCUACAAGAGGUCAGGGCCGUGGUCAGGGACUGGAUGGGUCUGUUCCUUGUUCCUGAGACUUGCAACCUGGUGGAAGGUCAUUCCUGGGCAUCAAGAAACAAGCACGGUCAGGCUGCUGCAGACACCAAGGGCCAACACUCCCCGGGGAGCAUCUGCAAUUGGGAGAGGGAUGUCACCGGAGGCACAUCUGGUGUAUCAGAGCUCAUGCCCUUCCCAGCCUCUCCUGAGUGAGUCUCAGCCUCUUGAUUGAGUAAUUGGCAGUCUCUAGGGUGGGUCUCGACAAACAUCCAGUUGGCUGAUGGGUUGGAGGGGACAGAAAGGGAAGUUGUCCUUCAGAAUCUGGGCCCCUGAGUCACACAUAGCAUUGUGCAGUGAGAUAGCCCUGGGUUCAAAUUCCAACACUGCUCACAGUUUACUAGUGGCGACUUGAGUAAGCCACCCUCAUUCUUUGUGCUUCAGUGUCCUCAUCGGCCACUUCCACGUGGCUAUGGUGAGGGUCCAGCGAGCUCUCAGGUGUGUGUGGCAUGAGGCUCGUAUCAAUGGUGCCGGCCACAUGGUGGCUGACAGAAUCCUCUAUCCGUCCAGGCUUCAAGGAGAUCACUACCUGUGACGCCCCAAACCCAAAGGAAUAAGAGAGCCUACCUUCUAACCUGUCUUUCCUCUAGGUCACCCCAUUCCUUCCUUGUCACUGCCCCCUCACCUCCUAGUCAGCGGGCUGGGCCCAGCCUCGCCUCCUUCCCCUUCUCAGCCACGGCAGCUUCCCUUCUCUCACGCGCACUGACCACUUCACAGAGGUGCUUUGAAAAGACGCGAGGCUGCCACCACAGAGUGCUAUCUUCUUCUUCAGUGACAUGCACUCUUUCUAAAAGAAUCUCUUCCCACGUUUUAAACUUCUGAUCUAGCUUGAGCUUCUUAGGAAUUCUAAAUUCCAAUUCAUUUCUGGUCAUCAGGUUGUUUACAAAACCCCUUGAGGAAAGAGCGUGAAAAUCCACUGUAAUCCACUCAUUGUGUGUGCUGGGCACUUCACGGGUUACAAAGUCCUUCCUGAUCCACAGCAGCUGGGAGCUGUGGUGAGGGCCCAAGUGCGUGGUGCCUUACGUCAGAGUGAUGUGUGAUUCUUCAGCGUCCUGAGACUACAUGUUGCUUUUGCACACUUGUAUUUAUAUUUAACUUUGCUUUGUUUUAUAUGUCAUAUUUAAAUAAUACCCUAAUGUCUGUUUGUACUUUACCCCAAACCGUGAAUAAAAGAGCCCUGUUUUUAGAAAAAAGGGAAUAAUUUA